Molecule: messenger RNA, 2968 nt
Organism: Sycon ciliatum
Lineage: Eukaryota; Metazoa; Porifera; Calcarea; Leucosolenida; Sycettidae
Product: P2X purinoceptor 4-like
Exons: 13
Coding region: 279-1502 (407 amino acids)
Biological process (GO): calcium ion transmembrane transport; response to ATP
Cellular component (GO): nuclear inner membrane; plasma membrane
Molecular function (GO): extracellularly ATP-gated monoatomic cation channel activity; purinergic nucleotide receptor activity
Source: RefSeq, a predicted model, not a curated record
CGAUCCUGUCAAAAACUCGAAAUGUGUCACAUCUUCGUCUCUUCCAGACAUUCGCCAUGAAUGGACCUGAAAAAAUAUUUCGGACCGUCUUUGGCUACCAGGCAAGGAAGAGCUCUGUUUGUUAUAAUAAUAUCCGUGGGACUGGGUAGACAAAUAAUUAUAAUAGUUUCUCAACAUUUCUUGGAUAGCCCCAAUUCUUUCACGAAGUGUGUAAGACGUUUUCCUGUCACUAAUCUGGGUAGUGUUGCAUUAAUGACAGCUACGCUACACUUUUCAUAAUGAGCGGAGUGUGUGGAAAAAUAGGCAGUACUUUGUUCGAAUAUGAGACACUGAAAGUAGUUCAUAUCCGCAGCAAGAAGGUCGGAUUCAUAAAUCGCCUCAUUCAACUGGUGGUGAUAUGUUACGUGAUAGGGUAUGCCAUAGUGUACGAGAAAGGCUACCAGGAUACUGACCUGGUGACGAGUGGCGUGACGGCCAAACUCAAGGGUGUUGCCUACACGGACCUCAACUCAGAUCCGGCCAUCGGAGAGCGCAUUUGGGAUAUGGCUGACUACCACAUUCCACCACAGCAAUCUAGCGCUUUCUACGUGAUGACAAAUAUGCACGUGACACCUUUCCAGAAGAAUGGCACCUGUGCUGAGAAACCCAGCAUAAAGAGUUGUACGAAUGGCAAUGACUGUGCUGCGGGUGAACUGGUUCCCAAUGGAGAUGGGCGUAUGACUGGCAACUGUGUACAGUACAAUAACACGGAACCAGUCGGCCGAAUGUCCUGUCAGAUCAUGGGCUGGUGUCCUGUGGAAGAUGAAGAUCCAACAAAGAGCCGUGCAGCUGUAUUAGAACAGGAUGCUCGUAACUUCACCGUCUUCAUCAAGAACAGCAUUGAGUUCAAGAAAUUCACCUACAAGGCGCGAAACAUCAACGAUGACGUCAAUAAUAGAACUUACCUGGAGAAGUGUAAUUACCAUCCCGACACGGACGCCUUCUGUCCUAUAUUUCGCCUGGAAGAUAUUUUCCGCUACGCAGGCAUUCUUGAGCAGUGGCCACAGGCAACAAAAGAUGGUGCAGUCAUGGCGAUAGACAUCAUAUGGAAUUGUAAUCUUGACUCAUUGCAGUUCAAAUGUGCACCUGAGUACAAAUUUCGACGUGUGGAUAACCCAGCUGUAAAGCUAUCACCAGGAUUCAAUUUCAGGUUUGGGAAGUACUACAAGCUGCAGGAAGACGGUCAGGUGGUGCAGUACCGUGAUCUCACCAAGUCCUAUGGUGUUCUUUUCCUGAUCAAUGUGGAGGGAGAGGCAGGCAAGUUCAGUCCGGUACCGCUCUUCAUAAACCUCGGCACUGGUCUCGCCCUGCUCUCUGUUGCCACGGUACUGUGUGACUUCAUCACUCUGAACCUGCUGAAGAAGCGCACCUUCUACAGAGAAAAGAAGUAUGAAGACGUGGAUGUUGACGACGGAUUUACAAUUCUGAAACGUUCCCAUGACGACAGUACAUCUAUUGGGUAGAGCCAGUUCACAGCCUGCUGCCUAUUGUGUUCCUGUCAGCGGUUUUAUACACUGGUCAACUCUGCAACACGUUAGUACUGUGUAUAUGCCCUCUGUACUACUACUUCUUGUGCAAUUCCUUGAAUGGUGAACAACGUGAGAAACAGCACGGCACUAGAUUGCCUUGCUGUGCAUGGAGUAAGACUCAAAUACAGUGCAUCUAAUGUCGAAAUGCACACACACACACACACACACACACACACACACACACACACACACACACACACACAUACACACACACACACACAUACACACACACACACACACACACACACACAAAUGAACAUUCACAUGAACACGAUCAAGUGCAGCCAUGCACAUACACUAUACACACCCUCAUGCACAGGCACGCAAGCAUAAACAAUAGAACAAGUCACAUCUCGCAAACAACAUUUAGCGCAAAUUAUACACACACACGCACGCACAGAGUAUGGUUUCAGCAGUACACAGCACAGCGUGUCAGUACAGGGAAAUUUACUAUUGUUUUACAAAUUUCAACGGAUCAGUCUUUUUUUCUUUUUUUUUAGUUUUACAAUUUUUUUAGUUUUCCACUCAGCAUGAAUAUUUGCUGUUUUGGACUUGAAUAUCUUGCCAGUGUGUCAUCCAUUGUAAGUUGUAACUGCCACUCUGCUGACUGGCCGGUUUUCAUUGUUCGUCAAAUUUACUUCUGUCAUGCUGCUCCGAAACCUUUUUACGCCAGAUGUUUUAUUUUACUAGUAUUUUCACCCCCACUAUAGCCGGAGGUAUCUUAGUGUCGUCCGUUGCACUAGCAAUUCUGCUAGUUUACAAUGUUCCCCAUUAGAUCUAUACCAUUAGGCCGAAUGGCACAUAUUUCCUUGUAGAGGACAUGCACAAGCUCAGUAGGAUUACUUUGUGUUAGGGUGACUUUCACUCACAUUUAGGUUUUUUUAGAUGCGCUUUAUACAGGCCCCAUCUGUUCGUGAUUUUAGAAAUUAAAUUUUAUUUUUAUAUUAUAUGGGAUUCUGCAAAGACAGCUCCCGAAGGUCAGGAGAUCGGAUCAUCAGAUCGAAUAGAUUAUUGCUCUGUAGUGCUCACUUGCUCAGGCAGUGAGUGUUGUUCUGCUUUUUUUUCUCGAGCGGCAUAUUGCGGUCAAACUAAGUUAUUUUGUUCUUUGUGCUAUGUGUGGCACUCUAUAUUUUCUAUGCUCUUUUUGAAGUCCUUUUGAAUCUUACAGCAAUUAUUGAUGUUCCUUGCCGUUGUUACACAAACACUACAGUCUACAUACAAGUACAAGUACUUCUACAUGAUGUACUGUGUGUUCUCUAACAGUGCUACGUGUAUUUAUCACUCCCUUAGUAUUGACUCACAUAGAUUUUUGCCAUACCUAAGCAGUCACAUAGUCCUGCAUAUUUCACUCCUUAGGGCUAUAUUGACCGCUUAUAUUUGACUCCUUUUUAGCGAUUGAA